Molecule: messenger RNA, 3826 nt
Organism: Elgaria multicarinata webbii
Lineage: Eukaryota; Metazoa; Chordata; Lepidosauria; Squamata; Anguidae
Gene: PKN2
Product: protein kinase N2
Exons: 22
Coding region: 221-3202 (993 amino acids)
Biological process (GO): intracellular signal transduction; peptidyl-serine phosphorylation
Molecular function (GO): ATP binding; protein serine/threonine kinase activity; small GTPase binding
Source: RefSeq, a predicted model, not a curated record
GCCCGCCCGUGUCGACGUGAACCUCCCCUCGCUCAUGUGAAUGGGAGAAGAGGGGGUUAACUCCCCCCUCGCUUUCUCUCUGCCUCUUUCUCCUCCUCCCGCCGCCGCCGCCUGAGUGGUGAGAGCGAGAGACCCCCUUGGCCCAGGCCCGCCGACCCGCCUUCCCACCGGCGGUGGCGGCGGCGGUGGCGCCCAGGUGCGGAGUCCAGACCCAAGAGCAAUGGCGUCCAACGCGGCGGAGAGGGAGAUUUUCCUCACAGACCUGCAGCAGGGAGAUGUGCGAAAUAUCAUAGUCUCUGAGAACGUGAGCAUUGGACAAAAAUUGGACUAUUCGGACACGAUGGUACAGCAGAAGUUGGAUGAAGUAAAAGACCAAAUUAAACGGGAAAUAAGGAAGGAACUUAAAAUCAAAGAAGGAGCAGAAAACCUCAGGAAGGUCACUACAGAUAAAAAAAACUUAGCUUAUGUGGACAAUAUUUUGAAAAAAUCAAAUAAGAAACUAGAAGAAUUGCACCAUAAAUUACAGGAAUUAAAUGCUCAUAUUGUUGUAACAGAAACGGAAGAUGUUACAGAUUGCCCCAGAACCCCGGAUACACCAAACAGUGAUCCUCGUUUUCCUACUAACAACAGGUUGAUGGCCUUAAAAAAACAGCUGGAUAUAGAAUUGAAAGUAAAACAAGGAGCAGAGAAUAUGAUCCAUAUGUAUUCUAAUGGGUCAUCAAAGGAUAGAAAGCUGCUUGCAACAGCUCAACAGAUGCUUCAGGACAGCAAGACAAAAAUUGAAGUUAUAAGAAUGCAGAUUCUUCAAGCAGUCCAGACUAAUGAAUUGGCUUUUGAUAAUGCAAAGCCUGUGAUAAGCCCACUUGAGCUUCGCAUGGAGGAAUUGCGGCAUCAUUUUAGGAUAGAAUACGCAGUAGCAGAAGGAGCAAAAAAUGUUAUGAAGUUGCUUGGAUCUGGAAAAGUUACCGACAGAAAAGCACUCUCAGAGGCUCAAGCAAGAUUUAAUGAAUCAAGCCAGAAGCUCGACCUCUUAAAGUAUUCGUUAGAACAAAGACUGAAUGAACUCCCUAAAAACCAUCCCAAAAGCAGUAUUAUUAUAGAAGAGCUUUCACUUGUUUCAUCACCAACGCUAAGUCCACGGCAAAGCAUGAUAUCUACACAGAAUCAGUACAGUACACUAUCCAAGCCAGCAGCUUUAACAGGUACUUUGGAAGUUAGACUCAUGGGUUGCCAAGAUAUUCUGGAGAAUGUCCCUGGUCGAUCAAAAGCCACAUCCAUUACACUACCUGGAUGGAGUCCAAGUGAAGCCAGAUCGUCUUUCAUGAGCCGAACAAGCAAAAGUAAAAGUGGGAGUAGCCGAAACCUUCUGAAAACAGAUGAUUUGUCCAAUGAAAUCUGUGCUGUUUUGAAGUUGGACAACACUGUGGUUGAUCAAACUAGCUGGAAGCCUAUUUCCAAUCAGUCAUGGGAUCAGAAAUUUACACUGGAGCUAGACAGAUCACGUGAAUUAGAAAUUUCUGUUUAUUGGCGUGAUUGGAGAUCUCUGUGUGCAGUUAAAUUUUUGAGGCUAGAAGAUUUCUUAGAUAACCAGCGACAUGGAAUGUGUCUCUAUCUUGAACCCCAGGGUACUCUAUUUGCAGAGGUUACAUUUUUUAAUCCUGUUAUUGAAAGAAGACCAAAACUUCAAAGACAAAAGAAAAUUUUCUCCAAGCAACAAGGCAAAACAUUUCUCAGAGCUCCUCAAAUGAAUAUUAAUAUUGCCACUUGGGGAAGGCUGGUGAGAAGAGCUAUUCCUACAGUAAAUCAUACUGGUACCUUCAGCCCUCAAGCUUCUGUGCCCGCUACAGUGCCAGUAGUUGAUAGUCACAUUCCUGAACUAGGGUCACCAACUAGUGACUCCCCUGUAGCCAAAUUGGUAUUUGAACUUGAACCUGAACCCCCACAUACUCCACCACGUACAUCUUCUCUUGGAGAAAUAAGUGAACCUUCACCUGAGCUGAAGGCACCAUCUACACCCACUCAGAUUUUUUUUCUUCUACACAUUUCACAGGAUACAGAAACGUUUGAUUUUGAAAAUGACAGAAAUAAUUUUGUUCCCAAACUUCAGCCGGAAAUUAUUUGUGAGACUCAAAUUUCAAACUCUGAUAUAGAAUAUACAAUACGGGAGCCUGAAGAUAGAAGAAUACAACAGAGAUUUCAGUUUAGUUUACAAGAUUUCCGAUGUUGUGCUGUACUGGGUAGAGGACACUUUGGAAAGGUCCUGUUGGCAGAGUAUAAAAAUACAAAUGAAAUGUUUGCCAUUAAAGCCUUAAAGAAAGGAGACAUUGUUGCUCGUGAUGAGGUAGACAGCCUCAUGUGUGAAAAGCGAAUAUUUGAAACUGUGAACAGCGUAAGGCAUCCCUUUCUGGUGAACCUCUUUGCCUGUUUCCAAACCAAAGAUCAUGUGUGCUUUGUAAUGGAGUAUGCUGCUGGUGGGGAUCUCAUGAUGCAUAUACACACGGACGUCUUUUCUGAACCAAGAGCAGUAUUUUAUGCUGCAUGUGUAGUUCUUGGACUGCAGUAUUUACAUGAGCACAAGAUAGUUUAUAGAGAUUUAAAGCUAGACAACUUGUUGCUGGAUACAGAAGGUUUUGUGAAAAUAGCUGACUUUGGUCUCUGCAAGGAGGGAAUGGGAUUUGGUGACAGAACAAGUACAUUCUGUGGCACUCCAGAAUUCCUUGCUCCAGAAGUGUUGACAGAAACAUCCUACACGAGAGCUGUAGACUGGUGGGGUCUUGGUGUGCUCAUCUAUGAAAUGCUGGUUGGUGAGUCUCCCUUCCCAGGAGAUGAUGAAGAAGAGGUUUUUGACAGUAUUGUAAAUGAUGAAGUAAGAUAUCCUCGGUUUCUUUCGACAGAAGCUAUCUCAAUAAUGCGAAGGCUUCUGAGGAGAAAUCCAGAGCGACGCCUCGGUGCUGGUGAGAAAGAUGCUGAGGAUGUGAAAAAGCAUCACUUUUUCCGGUUGAUUGAUUGGAAUGCGUUGCUUGCCAAGAAAGUGAAGCCUCCUUUUGUACCGACCAUAAGAGGAAGAGAAGAUGUCAGCAAUUUUGACGAUGAAUUUACCUCAGAAGCGCCUAUUCUCACUCCACCCCGGGAGCCUAGGAUACUUUCAGAAGAUCAGCAGGAAAUGUUCAGAGACUUUGACUACAUUGCUGAUUGGUGUUAAUCCUAAUUUAGACACUGUGAAAUCCUAGCAGACUCUGGCUCCUGAGCAUUCUCCCACAUCCUCCCUGAGAAGAAUACCAGCCUUUGGAUUGGUCUCUGUGCCGCCUGUAGCUUCUGAUUUUUAAAUCAUAUGAAGAUUUUUUUUAAAGUACUGUUUUUAAUAUACAUGAGGUGCGGCAUCCCUUUUUUUGUAUAUCUUUUUUUUUAAAAAAAAAUCUUGAGCACUGGAAAGCAAUUCUGUGCAGCUCUUUAAGCUGAAUUGGUGGGUACAGGCUAUGUCCUACACUCUUACAGGCACACUUGUACUUGUACUGUAUCUUUACUCUUCUACAACAGAAAACAUUGCAAAAUACCUGCCUUAAGAAGCAGGACAAACAACCAGAUACUGAGCUAGACUGAUAACCAUCUAUCCAGAAGGCAAAAGCUGUCGGUCCUUUAAAAGUGAAAAUAAUGACAAUCUCCAAAAAAUAUGUAGCCCUAAAGACUGUUAAGCACACUGUUGACUUGAGUUUUUAAAAAUAAUGAGGAUUAAGAACUGAAUGCCUUGUUUUGUAAACUUUCUAUGAUAUUUAUUAGAGUUUAAAAGCCUUACUCGUGUGAAAACAGCUAUAAGUGCUUCCAUUAA